AUGCCUCCAACUCUAGCCCGGUUUUGCUCACUGCUAGCAACGCUGUUCAUGGCGACUGCUGUUCUUGCUGAGACCGGUGUCACCACCCGAUACUGGGACUGUUGCAAGCCGUCGUGUGCUUGGCCUGGCAAGGCACAGGUAUCGGAAACCGUGCGAACUUGUAACAAGAAUGACAACUGGCCAAACCCGCUCAACUCCAACGCGCAGUCGGCCUGCAAUGGUGGUGACGCGUAUACAUGCAGCAACAAUGGCCCAUGGGCUGUCAACAGUAACCUGGCGUAUGGCUUUGCAGCAGCCAAACUUGCUGGGAAAUCCGAGCAGAAUUGGUGCUGCGCCUGCUACAAACUUACCUUCACGUCAACCUCCAUUGCCGGGAAGCAGAUGAUUGUCCAGGUGACCAACACCGGCGGUGAAUUGGGAAACAACCACUUCGAUCUCGCUAUCCCUGGAGGCGGUGUGGGUAUGUUCCCACAGGGAUGUCAAUCGCAGUUCAAUGGCGCCUGGAUGGGUGACACAUAUGGCGGCUACCGGAGCAGGAACGAUUGUUACAAUCUUCCCGCGGGCCAAUUCCGCGACGGCUGCUUCUUCCGCUUUGACUGGUUCCAGAACGCUCAGAACCCAACCAUCGAGUUCCAAGAGGUGUCUUGCCCGCAAGCUAUGAUUGACAGGACACACUGCGGCCGCUGGAGUGCUAGGGGCUUAGUCGACCAGAGCCAAGACAGGCUCUCCGAACAGGUAGGAGAAGAGUUGUAG
Molecule: messenger RNA, 753 nt
Organism: Colletotrichum spaethianum
Lineage: Eukaryota; Fungi; Ascomycota; Sordariomycetes; Glomerellales; Glomerellaceae
Product: putative endoglucanase type K
Exons: 2
Coding region: 1-753 (250 amino acids)
Biological process (GO): carbohydrate metabolic process
Molecular function (GO): cellulase activity
Source: RefSeq, a predicted model, not a curated record